This is a messenger RNA of Dentiscutata heterogama, 350 nucleotides long. Lineage: Eukaryota; Fungi; Glomeromycota; Glomeromycetes; Diversisporales; Gigasporaceae. The record is from the annotation of a GenBank genome assembly.
AUAAAAAAUAUAAUUAUUUUGGUGCCUCUUUUAAAAACAAACAUUGGGUAUUAAUUUUUGGUCAACGUCAUGCUAAAGAAGACAUUAAUAUUAAUCUUUUAUUAAAAUAUACUAAUGAAGAACGAAUAAAACUUGGCCUUAAAAAACUUAAAAAAAUUUAUGAUCAUAUUGAUGACGCGCGUAAAAAAAUUCCUGGUAUAUAUUGGGUAGAAAAUCUUGGUCAUUCUUUUAAAAAUGAAAAAGAAGCCAUUCAAGGUUGGAUGACAUCAGAAGGACAUAAAAGACAAAUUAUUAGUGAAGAUUAUAUUUAUUUUGGUGCCGCAUUCAAAAAUGAUAUUUGGCAUAUUUGA